Molecule: messenger RNA, 3032 nt
Organism: Ceratotherium simum simum (southern white rhinoceros)
Lineage: Eukaryota; Metazoa; Chordata; Mammalia; Perissodactyla; Rhinocerotidae
Gene: CEP57
Product: centrosomal protein 57
Cellular component (GO): centrosome
Molecular function (GO): gamma-tubulin binding; identical protein binding; microtubule binding
Source: RefSeq, a predicted model, not a curated record
UCCCCGAGUCAAGCUCACGCUCUCUCCGGCGUUAGUCCGAGAGAACCGAUGGAGUGUUUGAAAUUCGCAUUCGCUUUUAUCCUCUGUCAGUCAUUCGAUCCAGUUGCCACCGGAGACAACUCAACCCCUCACCCAUGUUUCCUCCUCGAGAAGGCCCGCCCCUUUGUAGAGUCCCCCCUGAGCCAUCUAGUAUUCCGCAGCGUUACCCGUGCCGCAGUCUCAGCUACGCGCUACCUUGUGACGUCACCGAGGGAAGAGGCGGGUUCUCUCCUACUCCCGGAAGACGUCCGUUUUUUUGAUUGGCUGUUCAAGACGUCCUUUAGGACGUGUCGCCCUUUCUGUGUGCGCUCUGAGCGUGGGCGUCCCUGUGGGGGUGUGUGGCUGGGGCUUCUGGACCUGGCACCAGCCACCUAGCCCCUUCCAUCAGGGGUUCGGCUUAGGGUCGCCCCUGGCGGGCGGCUCUCGAAUUUUGAAGAAAAGCACGAGAACUCGGACCGCUGCGGGGCUGCGGAGGUCCGCUGGGCAGGCAGGAAGAUGGCGGCAGCGUCGGUCUCUGCGACUUCUGGUUCUCAGUUCUCGAACAUCUUAGCCGAACCAUCAAGGCCUAAUGGAAGUAUGGUUCGCCAUUCCUCAUCUUCAUAUGUAGUGUAUCCACCUGAUAAGCCUUUCCUUAAUAGUGAUCUACGACGCUCCCCGAAUAAGCCUACGUUUGCCUAUCCAGAAAGCAACAGCAGAGCCAUAUUUUCUGCUCUGAAGAAUCUGCAAGAUAAAAUUCGACGCUUAGAACUUGAAAGGAUUCAAGCAGAAGAAAGUGUGAAAACCUUGUCUAGAGAAACAAUUGAAUAUAAGAAAGUAUUGGAUGAACAGAUACAAGAAAGGGAGAAUUCGAAGAAUGAGGAAUCAAAGCACAAUCAAGAACUGACAUCUCAGUUGUUAGCUGCAGAAAAUAAAUGUAAUCUUUUAGAAAAGCAAUUGGAAUACAUGCGUAAUAUGAUAAAGCAUGCAGAAAUGGAAAGGACAUCAGUCUUAGAGAAACAGGUUUCCCUAGAAAGAGAACGACAACAUGAUCAAACACAUGUUCAGAGCCAACUUGAGAAAUUGGAUCUUCUUGAACAGGAGUAUAACAAACUUACCACAAUGCAGGCCCUUGCAGAAAAAAAAAUGGAAGAGUUGGAAGCAAAACUCGGUGAAGAAGAACAGGAAAGGAAACGUAUGCAAGCUAAGGCAGCCCAGUUGCAGACUGGUCUAGAGGCAAAUAGACUUAUCUUUGAAGAUAAGGCAACUUCAUGUGUUCCCAGUGCGAGAAGAAUUAAAAAGAAGAAAUCAAAACCACCAGAAAAGAAAGGUUCUAGGAACUAUUUUGCUGCUCAACCGCAUUAUAGAUUAUGCUUGGGUGAUAUGCCAUUUGUAGCUGGAAAGUCCACCAGUCCUAGCCAUGCUGUGGUAGCCAAUGUUCAGCAUGUCUUGCAUCUAAUGAAGCAACACAGUAAAGCCUUGUGCAAUGAUCGCGUAGUCAACAGUGUUCCUUUGGCAAAGCAAAUAUCUUCACGAAGUGGUAAAAGUAAGAAGUUGUCGGUAAUGCCUCCCUCCUCUAGCAGCAUUAAUGAAGAGUUGUCAGAAGUCUUACAGACUUUACAAGAUGAAUUUGGGCAGAUGAGCUUUGAUCACCAGCAGCUUGCGAAGCUCAUCCAAGAAUCACCAACCGUUGAACUGAAAGACAACUUAGAGUGCGAACUGGAGGCAUUAGUGGGAAGAAUGGAGGCAAAAGCCAAUCAAAUAACUAAAGUUCGAAAAUAUCAAGCCCAGCUGGAGAAACAGAAGAUAGAAAAGCAGAAGAGGGAAUUAAGAACCACCAAAAAGACUCUUGAUGAAGAAGGAAAUAGCAGCAGCCGUUCUUCGGGAAACACAGGGACCACAAAUAAGAAGGACUUUGCCAAACCAAGACCUGGAGAUAAAAGCAGAAAAAAUCUUCAAUUAUUGAAGGACAUGCAAACCAUACAGAGUUCAUUACAAAGCAAUAAUUUGUGUUGGGAUUACUAACUGAUACCAGGUCAUAAAUUUUAUUCAGAUAAUCUGUACCUCAUCAAUCAGAUGUUGACAGCUUACUUUCCAGGUCUCAUAUUCUCUUAUGUUGGAAUUAAUUAAUAGGAGGUAUUAAGGGGCUCAACCAAGCUUCUUGUAUUAGGCAUCACAACUAAAUGGUAAACCACCUAAAUGGAAUCCAGGGGAGUUUUAAAGGCUAAGAAGCCACAAAUGCUCUGUUUCUUUGUUUGAGGUGAAUUUGCUGUACAGAAAUAUUGCACUUUGUAAACAAAUUACCAAUUUUUUACUUGUGGGUGUGUUUUUUUAAAAAUAGUUCUUUAUAUAAGUAAAAUUAGGUUUAAAUUAUCAAAAUAUGAGGCUAUCCCAUAGGCAGUGUUUGCUUGAAAAGUCUCAUUUUUAAAUCUUUCCCUUGCAUAAAUCACCCUUUUCUCCUUUCCAAUACAGCCAUUAAAUAUACUUUGUUUCAACUAUUAAAUAAUGGAGGUUUUCUAUAUUUAAAUAUUUAUACAUAUUUAAGAGGAUUGUUUUGUUUUGCUUUUUGACAUUUCAAACAUUGAUCAGUAUUAAAUACAUUUGUAUUGAUUUUUAAUCCACUGUUAAAAAUUUUUUAAAAACCUAAGCAUUCAUUUUAAGUCAAUUAACCAUAAAAAUUAUAAAAGCAUUUUUAAAAGUAUAAACAAAUUGUUAAUGAAGUAAAGAAGUUUGGAAUGAAGAAGGGGAGGUGUUUAUAAAGCAUAUACAUUUGCUGUUUUUAAGUAAUACCUGUUUGUAAUCAUGCUAUUCAGUUCAAGGCAUUAUGGUUUUUAAUCUUAAAACUUAGAAGAACCCCUUGGUAAUUACUUUUAUUGUUGUACAGUAUGAGUGCGAUAUUAACUGUACACGUGCAACUGUCAUUAUGUUAAUGUAAGUCAUAAUUUUGAAUAUAUCAAGACAUGUUAACUUUUCUUAAAUUUGUCACUGAAGUCAAUAAAGCAGCUUUUUUAAGGAAA